AUGGCGUCGGACGUGAAGCAACAACCACCACCACCACCACCGGCGGUCGACGCAGCAGGGACUCUUGACGAGCAGCAGGAUGGAAUCACCACGCACACCAAACUUGGAGACGAUGGUCGCGUCGACAUCACCAUCCAAGAAAUUAACGAUCUCUUCGCCAGUCAGAUCGAACAACUCCAGCUCUCCCGAGUCCAAGAGGGACUCGAUGCCCCUCCACAGACCGCCCGGACACUUCUCGAGGCGAGUCACAGACCCUCCAAUAUCCCUCCGCCUCUCAAUGUCGUCAUCCAGGUGGUUGGAUCGCGCGGCGACGUCCAGCCAUUCGUCGCGCUGGGGCUCGUCCUGAAGAACCGGUACGGUCACCGCGUCCGGCUCGCGACGCACGGGACAUUCAAGAAGUUCGUCGAGGAGAACGGGUUGGAAUACUUUGAUAUCGGCGGCGACCCGGCCGAACUCAUGGCCUUCAUGGUCAAGAACCCGGGACUGAUCCCGGGCAUGAAAUCCAUCAAGGAGGGCGACGUGGGCAAGAGACGCAGAGGCAUGGCGGAGAUUCUGCAGGGGUGCUGGCGGUCGUGCGCCGACUUUGUCGAGGUGAAAGAGGAGGAAAACGCGCUGGGGGCGGCACCCAAAAAGAAACCGUUCGUCGCGCACGCCAUCAUUGCGAAUCCCCCCAGUUUCGCACAUAUCCAUUGCGCCGAGAAGUUGGGCAUUCCGUUGCAUUUGAUGUUCACGAUGCCUUGGUCGCCGACGCGAGAGUUUCCGCAACCCAUCGCGAACAUCAAGUCGUCCAAGGCCAGCGGGAGCAUGACCAACGAAAUGAGCUACACGCUGGUUGACAUGAUGACUUGGGAAGGUCUGGGCGACAUCACGAACAAAUUCAGAAAAGAGACGCUGGGUCUGCACAUCCUGUCCCAGGCGGCGGCAACGGAUAUGCUUCAUCGUCUACGGAUACCUUAUACUUAUUGCUGGUCUCCAGCACUCAUUCCGAAGCCCAAGGAUUGGGGUCCUCACAUCACCAUUGCAGGCUUCUACUUCCUCUCGUUGGCGUCAAAUUACCAGCCAGACUCGAGUCUCGCCGACUUCCUCGCGGCAGGUCCACCCCCGGUCUACAUCGGCUUCGGUUCCAUCGUGGUGGACGAUCCCAAUGCCAUGACAAAACUCAUCUUCGAUGCCGUCAAGAAGACGGGACACCGAGCUUUGGUGUCAAAAGGAUGGGGCGGCCUGGGUGGAGACGACAUGGGCAAGCCUGAUAACGUGUAUAUGCUGGGUAAUGUACCACAUGACUGGUUAUUCCAGCACGUGUCCUGCGUGGUGCAUCACGGCGGCGCUGGUACAACUGCAGCUGGAAUCGCUUUGGGUCGUCCGACGGUGAUUGUGCCCUUCUUUGGCGACCAGCCAUUCUGGGGCGCCAUGGUGGCCCGGGCGGGUGCGGGACCGACACCAAUUCCAUCCAAGGAACUGACAGCAGACCGACUUGCGGAUGCGAUCCUCCAGGCGCUGAAGCCCGAAACUUUGGAACGGGCACGUGAACUGGGCGAGCGCAUCAAGGAGGAAAAGGGUACCGAAGUGGGCGCGGCGAGUUUCCACGCACAGAUGGAGCUUGACCGCCUUCGCUGCAUGCUGGCGCCGUCGCGGCCAGCCGUGUGGUCCGUCCGAACCAAGGGAUCCAGCACGGAAGACAUCCGGCUGAGCGCUUUUGCGGCCACGGUAUUGGGCAACGAGGGCUUGCUCGACGUGAACCAGCUUACCAUCUAUCGGCCCUGUGAAUGGCCUGUCGAGUUCGGUGCCAUCAGUUCUCACGUGGUCGGGCCCAAUCCAAUGCUCAGCACCAUGGGCUCCAUCACCUCUCGAAUUGUGCAUACACCCAUCAACAUUGCGAAGGCCUGGGCCGGCGUGGUCUACGAACCCUACAAGGGAGCUAGAUCCAGUGGCUGGAAGGGAUUUGGAAAGGGCCUGGGCAGGGGCAUCGGCAACUUGCUGUUUUCGCCCCGUGGACUGGUCGUGGGCCACGCUGCAUAUGGAGUCCGAGUUUUGUACGAAGUGAUCAAGAAGAGACUGGACGGAGAUCCAACGUUGAGUUACAUCCUUGCCACGAGGUAUGUCGAAGGGUUUGAGCAGGUGAGCAAGGCCACGGAGGAGGAGAAGGUCGAGGUGCUCAGACGGUGGAACGAGAUGAAGCCUGAUUUGAAAAUGGUCGAUACGAGGUCCAGUGUUGGCAGUGAUCACUCGGAAAGAGGGGACAGCGGGUCGGUUCUAUCCCGGCUGACGAGCCACUCCAGCUCAAAAAGUGCGAAAAGUGGGAAGAGGGACAAGAACGCGUCCACUGAGGUCAUUAGCGAGGGCAGCAGCUCGACGAAUCUUACCACCCCUGCGUCAACCAAGGGAGACGGGAACGAAACACAGCCAGGUGCCUAG
Messenger RNA from Fonsecaea erecta, 2415 nucleotides. RefSeq lists its product as hypothetical. Gene Ontology annotation, molecular function: hexosyltransferase activity; UDP-glycosyltransferase activity. The transcript is spliced from 4 exons. Gene Ontology annotation, biological process: carbohydrate metabolic process. Lineage: Eukaryota; Fungi; Ascomycota; Eurotiomycetes; Chaetothyriales; Herpotrichiellaceae. The record is from RefSeq and is a predicted model, not a curated record. The coding region runs from base 1 to 2415 and encodes 804 amino acids.